AUGGCUAGCCCUGCCAUAAAACGUAAAUCAGAACAUACAUCCGGUCCAGACUCGAAGAAGCCCAAAGGUGGGAGCAUUACUGCAUUUUUUGGAGCUCCAAAACCGAAACCUGCGAGCACACAAUCCACCUCGACUCCAGCCUCACGUUCGAACAACUUCGAUAAGCAGAAAUGGGUGUCCUCCUUGACGACGGAACAGAAGGAACUACUGCAAUUGGAAAUUGACACUUUGGAUGAGAGCUGGCUAGCCCAUUUGAAGGAUGAACUGACCAGCACGGAUUUCCUGAACUUGAAGCGAUUCCUGAAGAAGGAGAAGGAUUCCAAAGUGAAGGUUUUUCCACCAGAGGAGGAUAUCUAUUCUUGGUCGCGACACACACCCUUGCACACCGUCAAAGUGGUCAUCAUUGGCCAGGAUCCGUAUCACAAUCACAACCAAGCUCACGGGCUAUGCUUCUCUGUCCGCGCUCCUGUACGAGCUCCGCCAUCGCUGGUCAAUAUAUACAAAGGAAUAAAGGUGGACUAUCCUGACUUCGAGGCGCCUCCUGACAAGGGAGGGCUCCUCAUCCCGUGGGCCGAGCGUGGUGUCUUGAUGCUCAACACUUGCCUCACCGUUCGUGCCCACCAGGCCAACAGUCAUUCCAACAAGGGCUGGGAGAAGUUUACACAGAAGGUGAUCGAUCUCGUCGCUCGAGUUCGAACCAACGGCGUGGUUUUCCUUGCUUGGGGCCGACCUGCUGGAACCAGAGUGGCCAAGAUCAACAAAGAGAAGCAUUGCAUUUUGCAAUCUGUACAUCCCAGUCCUCUGAGCGCGCAUAAUGGCUUUUUCCAAAACGGACACUUCAAGAAGUGUAAUGAUUGGCUUGCUCUGCGGUACGGAGAAGAUGAAAUGAUUGACUGGAGCUUAGUGCCAUCCCAGAAAGCCCCAUCGGCCCCUAAAUGUGUUUCCGACAAGGAAAACUCAACCACUUUGGCAAAUAAAGCGCCGAUCGAGGCAAACCCCGAGGUUAAAAUCCAACCUGUCAAGGUUGACGAGUUUGAUGACGAUGAGGCUAUCGAAGCUUUAGUGGCGGCUGAAGCAAAAGGAGUGCGCCCGGAGCUCCUUAUCGAUAACGAACCUUAUUUCGCACCUUAUCUUGAUCUGCCACUCUCAAUCGCUUCUGCUUCUCCUUCAAACACUUCUGAUGUGAUGAAGUCUGCAGGAUGGAACACACUUGGCUUGCGGAUAUUCCCCAGUCCCGGGGUCGCACUCGAGCCUUACGAGCUUGUCCCACUUGUCAACGAUCAAAGGCAUAAACGGUGCCGACAUUUGAUACCUAAAUGGGAACCUUUGAAUACAACUCCUCUAUCUCCACCCCAAUUGCACCAGUAUGGUCCUGACAGUUUAGUUAACACCGAUGGUUCGAAUCACGGACGAUCUCCUGCACCGGGUCAUCUAGACCGAGUGCGGACUGCAUCCGAUAGUGCAUCUACGUCAUCGGUCCCUGCCGCCGGGCGAUUCGUGGGAGACCUGAACCCAGAGUCCCUGAUUCGGGAAAGAUUGGAUGAGCCAACUGGGAACCCCCAACGGGGUCGCAUUGGCCUCUGGAUCAACUCGCCAGCUGCACAUAAUGCCAAACCUCGGAGCGGAUGGAGGGCACAAGCCGUAGGCAAAGAUUCUACAACCAAUAUCCCUUCACAAACGGCAAGAGAUAGUCAAACAGUUGCAUUGUUGCUCCAUCAACGGUUUGCCGCAGGGAUACAAGCAUGCGAGCAACUGCCCUUGGCUAUGCGGCUGCCUUUGUCCGCCAUCUACUUCUCCAAGGUCAAUCAUAUUGUGCCUAUAGUAGAUCGUGAAUUUCUAGAUGCGCAAGCAGAGGAUUCAGCAUCUGUUUUCCUUGAGAAAGCCAUAUGCCUCACCGCGGCAAAGACCCCCAUGGCCAGCCCCUACUUACGUCUUGUGCCGGACGGCCCAGUCUUACCCUCACGCCAAUUCUGUUCCGAGAUCUACGAGCAGCUGGUUGUUGCUAUGGACACCGAGCUAGAACCUGAUCGAUUGACACGGAUACGUGUUCUUGCACUGAUGUCUUUGCACUGUGAAGGCCAUGAAGGGGCCGAGGCAGCUUCUCUACAUCUUUGCCAGGCUAUCCAUCAGGCCCAAACGGUAGGAUUGCACCUUGAUCGGCCAAAUCAGACCUCCACAGAUUCACUAAGUGAACUUUUCUGGUGCCUUUGGACGUUGGACAAGAUGCAUGCAUGUAUUGGUGGACGACCGGUUCUGCUCGCUGAUCGCGAUAUCGGGCUUGCCAAACCCAAAGUCAAUGCGAAGUCACGAAGGGCAUUUGGCGUCUGGCUUUCUGUGUCAGAACUGCUUGCAACCGUAAUCUCGUUCUACCGACCCUCCGCGGAAUCUUCUGCUGGGUGGGAGGAGGGAUUCCCUUCUUUUGAGGAUAUUACUGGGGAGGAUACCCUAGAAGAUCUGGACUUCGCAACUCUGGCAUUUUUGGAGCUCUAUUAUCAUUCUGUUGCUAUCUUAUCCUGCCGAUCCAGACAUACUGAGGACAUCGAUAGCACCAGGCUCUCGUCUGUCAGGCAGGGACUAGCAGCUAUUCGCAUUCACGCUCUCGUCGCAUCAGAGUGUACAGAAGACCUUCCACCACUUCCAAUCGUGCCAUACGCAAUCACCCUGUCGAUGGGUGUCUCAUACCGACAACUCCGCUCAAGCAGGCUUAUCACACAUAUCAACCGAGCGAAAGCCAGUCUUGAGGCGUGCCGUUCACUGUUAGAAAAUCUGAGUCCGUAUUGGUAUUCUGCUGAGGGGAUGGCCAGGCUCGGGCAAAGGGCAUUGGACCAAAUUCAGGGCCAGCUGCAAUCUUCCCGAACAGACCGUGUAGGUCCACAACGCCAUGUGACAGUGCCCGCGCACAAGCAGCCCGGUCCGAAUGAUUCAAUGUCGAAGGGGCUAGAGACGACCCAUUUCGCACCACCUGGCAAUGAGUUCCCCCGAGCGAAGAGGCAGCGCAGUAGCAGCCAUGGAAUGGCCAAUGUAUCCACUGCCGCUGAUGUCGCAAUAGAGCCACUUCACCCCCCAAUGAGUGAUGUGGAUACCCAUGUACCCAAUGGGCUUGCGGACAUUGAUACCUUGUUCGGAGAGUUCCUGGACAUCUCUCUACCCACCAAUUUCUGGGAUCCUAUCUUUAUGGAGGAAAGUCGAGAGCAAACGGAUGAUCCGCGGUCAAAAUCAUCAUCAUUAUAA
Molecule: messenger RNA, 3231 nt
Organism: Penicillium bovifimosum
Lineage: Eukaryota; Fungi; Ascomycota; Eurotiomycetes; Eurotiales; Aspergillaceae
Product: Uracil-DNA glycosylase
Exons: 6
Coding region: 1-3231 (1076 amino acids)
Biological process (GO): base-excision repair; base-excision repair, AP site formation via deaminated base removal; DNA-templated transcription
Cellular component (GO): nucleus; mitochondrion
Molecular function (GO): DNA binding; zinc ion binding; uracil DNA N-glycosylase activity
Source: RefSeq, a predicted model, not a curated record